AACCUCAUUGCCAUCUAAACUCGAGCUUGAAAAAAAAAACGUAGAAAAAUCUCCAUUUCUUUUAUAUCUCUCCUCCUAACAUAUACACUAUAUAGUGUAAAACACUAAUUGGAAUCAAAGUUCAAUUUGUUUUGAACUUGGAAUCCGAUAGUGUGCCAGUUUUAAUUUGUUUGUAUAUAUUCAUCAGAGAAAAUGGACAAAGUACAAAAAUUGGCAUCAGAAAAUGGAGUAAUGAUCUUCAGCAAGAGCACUUGCUGCUUGUGCUAUGCAGUGAGUAUUCUGUUCCGAGAGCUAGGGGUCAACCCAUAUGUGCAUGAACUGGAUCAUGACUCGGACGGAAAGGAAAUGGACAAGGCUCUAACCAAAAUGGGCUGCAAUCCAUCAGUGCCAGCAGUUUUCAUAGGAGGGAAAUUGAUCGGUUCCACCAAUGAAAUCAUGUCACUCCACCUUAAAGGCUCCCUCGUUCAACUCCUCAACCCGUAUAUGUCUGUUUGAAAAGGUUUGCCACUAAUAUUAAUUAAGAUUAAUUAAGGAAAAAACACUAAUAAACUUGGCCCGCACUGGUCUUUGGAGAUCAAGCUAUUUAGUCUAAGAAUGUUGUACCUUAGUCUAGCUAGUUAUGGUUUUAUUAUGUUUGUGAAGUUAUGUUAUUUUGGUCCGUAUUAGUCGUCACUGGUUAGCUAGCAUAAAUCAGAUAUGCAGCUUAAUUAGUUAUUUGUCUACGGACAACUGAUAUCGUUGCCUAUAGUGCAAAGAAUGUAAUUUUAAUUUAUUUCCUCAAUGAUAAAGUUGCUUUAUUAAUUACAA
Messenger RNA from Lycium barbarum (goji berry), 807 nucleotides. Its product is annotated as glutaredoxin-C13-like. Gene Ontology annotation, cellular component: cytoplasm; nucleus. Bases 193 to 495 code for a protein of 100 amino acids. The transcript has a single exon. The record is from RefSeq and is a predicted model, not a curated record. NCBI's taxonomy places the organism in Eukaryota, Viridiplantae, Streptophyta, Magnoliopsida, Solanales, Solanaceae.